AUGGUAGUUGUUGUGGUGGUGUUGGUGCUACUGGUAGUGGUAGUGUUAGUGGUAGUUAUAGUGGUAAUGGUAGUGGUAGUGGUAGUGGUAGUAGUAGUGGUAGUAGUAGUGGUAAUGGUAGUUGUAGUGGUGGUUGGUGGUGGUAGUGGUAGUGAUUGUGAUAGCGGUAAUGGUAGUAGUAAUGGUGGUGGUAGUGGUAGUGGUGAUGGUGGUGAUCGUGGUGGUGGCUGUGGUAGUGGUAGUGGUAGUGGUAGUGGCAGUGAGAGUGGUGGUGGUAGUCGUAGUGGUAGUGGUGUUAGUAGUGGUAGUGGCAAUGGUGGUUGUAGUAGUUGUGGUGAUAGUGGUCGUGGUGGUGGUGGUGGUGGUGGUGGUGGCGGUGGGGGUGGUGGUGUUGGUAGUUGCGGUGGUGUUGUAAGGGGUAGUGGUGGUGUUGGUGGUAGUUGUAGUGAUAGUGGUAAUGGUAAUGGUAUUGAUAAUGGUAGUGGUAUAGUUGUGGGUAGCGAUAUUCAAAAAGCAGAUACCCAAACAGUUCUCCAAUCAGCAGGUUCUUAA
Orbicella faveolata is the source of this 552-nucleotide messenger RNA. Its product is annotated as putative glycine-rich cell wall structural protein 1. NCBI's taxonomy places the organism in Eukaryota, Metazoa, Cnidaria, Anthozoa, Scleractinia, Merulinidae. The record is from RefSeq and is a predicted model, not a curated record.